Molecule: messenger RNA, 441 nt
Organism: Acyrthosiphon pisum (pea aphid)
Lineage: Eukaryota; Metazoa; Arthropoda; Insecta; Hemiptera; Aphididae
Product: kelch-like protein 28
Exons: 4
Coding region: 1-441 (146 amino acids)
Molecular function (GO): protein binding
Source: RefSeq, a predicted model, not a curated record
AUGUUCUUAAAUAGAUGUCCAGAUGAUGAUAUCGAAAUUGCUUUAACAUCUAAAGGUUUAAAAUACAAAGGAAAAAAUGAACCUUACACAAAUUUGAUGCAACUAGACGAAUGUACAAUGGACGUAUCACUGGUAGUAAACAACCAAAAACUAAAUGCCCACAAAAAUGUCUUAGCUUCAAAUAGUGUUUAUUUUGAUAGAAUGUUUGACAGUUAUUUCAAAGAACGGCUCCAAGAUAAAAUAGAAAUAAAUAUAAAUGAUGAUCUGUUGACUAGUUCCAGUAUUUUUUUACUAGAUGAAGUCGAAACUGCAUGUGUAAACUACAUAAAAAACUUAAUUGACGCGGAAAAUUGCAUAAAUAUGAAAGAUUAUGCUAAUGCUCUAGGAUUAAAUGAUCUGUAUUAUAUAUGCAUAUCAUAUAUAAUAAAAAAUUUCGGGUAA